CAUGCGAUUGCAAGUGCUGGCAUGUGGACUCACGGAAUUUUAAUAUUCAGUGCGGCGUUGUUGUUGGUGUGCGGCAAGCAUGAUGUGUUCGAGUACACGUGCUUCAGCUACAAAAUCAUUGAUGAACAUCAGCAGGUAGUGCAGAUCAGGUGCAACUCUACCGAGGUGUUUAGCCCUGUGGAUGCCAAAUGUAUCAAACCCGAGAAAACAAAUGGCCGUGUGAUACAGACAUCGACUGCCACACAAAAGGAGACCAGAAAUAUGCGGACACGAAGGAAGGAUGUAAAACGUAUUACACCUGCCUUGGAGGAGUCUUCUUUGGUCACAACUACUGCCCGGGGGUUCUGGUUUUCAACGAAAAGCGCCAGUACUGCGACUGGGCCUACAAUGUUGAAGCGCCAUGUGGUUCUCACGUGGGUGUGAUUGGCUAACAGACUACAUCCGGGUGUCACAACUACCACCAUUCGUCGUUAUUGUUACUGAAUGUCAUAUCAAGCGUUUGAAUGUGGAUGUCGAUCCUUUGGUAUCCAAAGCUUAGGAUCAAAUAAAGACUUUUAAGCA
Haliotis rubra (blacklip abalone) is the source of this 561-nucleotide messenger RNA. RefSeq lists its product as uncharacterized. The transcript has 4 exons. The record is from RefSeq and is a predicted model, not a curated record. Gene Ontology annotation, molecular function: chitin binding. Bases 189 to 431 code for a protein of 80 amino acids. Gene Ontology annotation, cellular component: extracellular region. NCBI's taxonomy places the organism in Eukaryota, Metazoa, Mollusca, Gastropoda, Lepetellida, Haliotidae.